ACACUUAAGGGAUGUCUACUCUGGGAGUUGGGAAGUAUGAUUGCAGCAUGUGUAGGCAUACCUGAGCUGGCUCUGAUCUAGCUAGAUCAAAGCUAGCUAGAGUAACUAUAGACACCUUUAGAAAAUUUCCACUAGAAAUUCAAUUUAAAAGUCCAGAUUGAAUUGCUUGUCUAUGUUCAGGGUUACAGCCUGUUUUCUCUCCUGGUAGAGGUAGCUCCAGAUAGCAUAGCAUGCUGGAGAGUAGCUACUGUCCACAGAUACCUGGCACUGAUUCUAACCAGACUGUCAUUCUCAGAUCAGUCUCUGCAUUUCUGCUGACCAAAUUGCCUUCAUCAUGAGAUCAUGUCUUUCCAGAGAAAUCCCACUAAUGCCUUUAUUCUGUGAAAGUAGUAUAUAAAGAGGGAGGCUUUCUGAGUCUCCACUGUGCAGUCCAGCAAAGACAUCACUGUCCCCAGAGACUGCACUGUCUUCUCUCUACCGUCGAACUUGCAGCAGCAGAAAACAUGGACAUUACCAUCCAGCACCCCUGGUUCAAACGAGCUCUUGGACCCUUAUUUCCAAGCCGUUUGUUUGACCAGUAUUUCGGAGAGGGUCUUUUCGAUUAUGAUCUCCUGCCUUUGUUCUCUUCCACCAUCAGUCCCUAUUACAGGCACUCUCUCUUCCGCACCGUUCUGGAAUCAGGCAUUUCAGAGGUGAGGUCUGACCGGGACAAGUUUACAAUCCUCCUGGAUGUAAAACACUUCUCUCCUGAAGAUCUGAGUGUGAAGAUUAUGGAUGACUUUGUGGAAAUCCAUGGCAAGCACAAUGAGAGACAGGACGACUAUGGCUACAUUUCCCGUGAAUUCCACCGCAGAUACCGCCUGCCUUCCAACGUGGACCAAUCUGCCAUCACCUGCUCCCUGUCUGCUGAUGGCAUGCUAACUUUCUCUGGCCCCAAAGUCCAGUCCAACAUUGACACCAGCUACAGUGAGAGACCCAUUCCUGUAUCCCGAGAGGAGAAGCCUGCCUCGGCUCCUUCUUCCUAAGCUGAUCCGGCUGAUGAAGCAUCCAUGCGUCUGUCACCGUUCGCAGGCCUCAUUCACAGAGUCAUUACAUAGGUAUCAGUGAAUAUCUAGAGGGAGUUAUUUUUUGUUUUAAAUUUUUCUUGGAUGACUGAGGGGCUGGGUGAGCAGCUAGUGGACUUUGAAGCUUAAGCCUAAUCAUUAUGAUGUCAGGAUGACAUGAAACAAGUGUGCUGCCAAACUGAUGUAUUUGCUGAAAAGGUCUUUAAACUGUACUGGAUUUGGUAACAUCUACCAAAUAUGAAUAAGUGCACAACUAACAUUAGCUCCCAACACACCCAUCAUUAGCACAAGGCUUGUGCGGUGAAAAGCCCGGCAGACCUGCUCUAGUCUAAAGAAAUUAAAAUCAGAGCUAAGCUGAUUACUGUGAAAAAACCCGGAGAGACUGUGCACUUGCAAUGAAUGUGCCAUGAGUUUCUUGGAACAAAAGCGAGAACAACAGUGUAUAAUGUUUUGGAAUUGCAACAUUUUUUUCAGCAAAGUCUUUAAGUGUAUCUGUUUACACCACUGCAGUGUCAUCUUCCUUUAGUGCCAACUGAUGCAAGGACAAGCAUGUCUUUCCAAUGUCUCUGUAGACCCUUUGGGGGGUCCAUCAUUGUGCUGAGGCUUCAAAUCCCUACCGAGCUCUUCCCAGCCUGCAUGUAGCAUACCAUCUUUCUUAAUCUUGCUGUAAUUCUAAUAUAACUCCAACUGUUCUAAUGAUAUCUGACACACAAUCUGAGAACUCAGUCAGAGGCAGUCAAUAAAGAAAA
Messenger RNA from Dermochelys coriacea (leatherback sea turtle), 1813 nucleotides. It is a transcript of the gene CRYAA, whose product is annotated as crystallin alpha A. Gene Ontology annotation, biological process: response to heat; protein refolding; lens development in camera-type eye. NCBI's taxonomy places the organism in Eukaryota, Metazoa, Chordata, Testudines, Dermochelyidae. Gene Ontology annotation, molecular function: protein folding chaperone; structural constituent of eye lens. The transcript has 3 exons. Bases 504 to 1025 code for a protein of 173 amino acids. The record is from RefSeq and is a predicted model, not a curated record.